AUGGCUCUCGAAACAGAUCGAAAGGUUGAUAUUAUGACGGUACCUGCCAUGCAACAUGGACCAUCGGACAUGGAAAUGGGCAAAGCUACUGAGCCAGCCAGUAGCAGCGACGUCAACGCCGACCCCGAGUUCGAUGGUCUGACUCUGUACGAAAAGAAGGCGCUCCUGGUUAACCGGGAGCUCGACGCGCAAGGCAUGGGCCGAUACCAAUGGACGGUCUUCUUUCUGUGCAGCUUCGGCUACCUGCUCGAUCUGUUGUGGGCUCAAGCAUUCGGACUGGUGGUAACCCCAAUGCAGAACGAGUUCGGCUUCGGCGAUACCGAGUUGGGCAACAUAUUCACCUCUUUCUCUGCCGGCUUGACGGCCGGGGCGUUUGUCUGGGGGAUCCUCGUCGACAUCAUCGGCCGAUCCGCUGCCUUCAACUACACGGUCUUGAUCUCCAGCAUUUUCGGAAUCUGCCUUGGUGCUCCAAAUUCAUACAAUGCUGUGAUUGUGUUGACGGCCUUUGUUGGAAUCGGAAUUGGCGGCAAUAUCCCAAUCGACACAACGAUAUGUCUAGAAUGCCUUCCCCAGAACCGUCGCUGGCUUCUCCCAACGCUCUCAGUCUUCCAGCCCAUCGGCGUCGUAGUAUGCAGUGGUAUCGCAUACGGUUUCAUCCCGAACUACUCAUGUGCUCCCGGUUUGGUCUCCUGCAACCGGCCUGACGCCGGCACGCCGUGCUGCAGCAAAGCCGACAACUGGGGCUGGCGCUAUCUGAUGUUCACCAUCGGGGCAAUCACAGUGGCAGUAUUUGUCCUCCGGGUCGUCGUGUUUCGAUUCAAAGAAUCGCCGAAAUACCUCCUGUAUCGAGGCAAAGACGAACAAGCCAUCGAGGUAUUGCAGCACAUCGCACGCUACAACAAACGCGAAUGCCAUCUGACCCUCGAAACAUUCACUUCUUUAUCCUCCGAUGCGGCUUCUGCCAGUACCGGCUCGUCGUCAUCAAACUCCAACCAUGCCAUUUUGCUCGGGUCCGGGUCUAACCAGAAGAAUCUGCCGCUCUCAGAACGAGUCAAAGUGGAAAUGUCACGGUUCAAGGUACUUUUUUCGAGUUUUGCCAUGACCCGUCUUGUGGUGUUGGUCUGGAUCAUCUAUGCCUUCGAUUAUUGGGGGUUCACCAUUGCCGGGUCGUUUUUGCCGACCAUUCUCGCGCGCAAGGGCUCUUCACUUGGCCUCAGCUUGCGCGAAACAUACAGGUCUUAUGUAUAUAUCUACAUUUUCGGCAUCCCCGGCGUGCUGGCCGGCACGAUGAUCUACUCGCGCCGAAGAAUUGCGUUGUUGGUCUCGUCGGCCCUCUUUGGCGCGUGUCUGUUCGUCUUCACCGCGGUCAACGACGAGCCCAGCUAUAUUGGCGUCAAUGGUCUGGUCUACUUCUUCCAGAGUAUGUUCAAUGCUGUGCUUUAUGGCUGGACGCCCGAGGCGUUUCCUGCACCGGUGCGUGGCUCGGCUUCGGGAUUCAGCAGCUUCUGGGGGAGAGUGUUUAGUAUCAUUGCCCCGAUUGCUGCCACCAGGGUGCUUCCUCACAGCUUGAAUGGGGUUCUUUAUCUCGCGGGUGCUAGUGUUUGGAUCUGCACUUUGGCCAUUCUUUUCUUACCGGGUCAGUAUCUGGGCAGCCAGAGUUAUUAA
Molecule: messenger RNA, 1665 nt
Organism: Exophiala dermatitidis NIH/UT8656
Lineage: Eukaryota; Fungi; Ascomycota; Eurotiomycetes; Chaetothyriales; Herpotrichiellaceae
Product: MFS transporter, metabolite:H+ symporter
Exons: 2
Coding region: 1-1665 (554 amino acids)
Biological process (GO): transmembrane transport
Molecular function (GO): transmembrane transporter activity
Source: RefSeq, a predicted model, not a curated record